AAUUUCGAAUACUGAAUCGACCUUCGAUACCCCCCGAUCGGACUCUAUGCGUACAAAUUGACAGCGACAAGGCGUAAGACCCAAAGCGUAACGAAUGUCAGGAUGACGGAUAGAAUAGGUAGAUGUGAUGUGAACUUGCAAGUCAUGUGUGAAGCAGUAGUCGUUUGAUCCAAAUUUAUUACUUUGAAUUAAAGUUGAAUUCGUAGAUUAUAUUUAGUUAAUUUAACGAGAUUGCUCAGUUUGUUGCACUGUAAGUUGUUUGUAGUCUGUUAAAUACAGAAAAAUCCCAAAUUACCCUAGUAUUGUUCCCGUACAGGUUACCGCGAUCUGAUUGUUUCGGAUAUUGCUAGGAUUGUGUCUGCGUGUGAUCUCUAAAUUUCCUUUGUAAGUUUAUGAGCAUUUAUUGGGGUCCAAAAUUAAGAAUAAUGAAUUAUUACCCUAUAUAGGCAUACAUUUAGUCCUGUGGACGAUAAAUUGGAUUAUUACUUCUAAGAUUGUUGGGAUAGAGCUAACUGAGGAUACCACUUUCUUAAGAACUCGGCACCACAACAUCAACCGUGCGAUUCUAAUAGAAGGUCCGAAAUUCUUCCCAACAAAGCUUAAGAAAGUGCUUCGAAUAGUGAAGGUAAGGAUGCCUGAAACGGAUCGGUUCGACUGCAAGCUCUGCCAGAGGUCGAAUAACGUGGACGACAUGGUCUUCUGCGCAGUGUGCCAAGAAUGGUAUCACUACCAAUGCGUGGGAGUGACGUCAGCGAUAGCUAACGAAAGCUGGAUGUGCGCACGGUGUGCGGCUUUGCCGUCAUCGACUCGGAUCGGCGAGCUGUCUGGAAGUGAUCUUGUAUUCCCAGCUACUAACGUCAACGUUUCCUCCACUAUGACUACCGAUCCACCGUUAGCCGCAGCACCGAACUCCUCAGUUGUAACGAUCGCAACCAACUCUGGGUUUACGCUAGCUGGAACAGCCGCAUUUUCAACGACAUCGUCGACUGUGCCUCCUGGAUUGGCGCCGCCCGCUGUGGCUGGGCCCUACGGUCGGGUUCCGGCAACGAUGAUUUCAACUACUACGACUAAUUACGGCCAACCUUUGCUGACAGAGCAGGCAAGAGCGAGUCUGCAAUGGGUGCAGGAACAUCGAGCAUUCCUCGAGCAGCAGUUGGAAGAGAGCCACAAGAAGGAACUGGAGAGGAAGAAGGCAAUGCUCAGUCAACUAGCGAAUAAUGCGCUGCAAGGUGUCAUCAGUGGGGCGGCAUCGAACAGCUUCAAUGAACAGUCCGCCGCGGUCGGGGUCGGCAAUGUCGGAGGCUGGCUGGGACGGAUGAUCGACGAGAUGGACAAUCUGUCAAUCACACCAGUGAGCACGGGGCCACAGGUGACAACACCGGUCACACCCGUAUUCAACAACAGCUCCACACCAACGACGGCGGGUUCUGCAAAUCAGUAUGUAUUCGAUCCGUCUUUCUCAUCCCUGAUGUUUGGGGUCCCUAGUGCCAUGUCGAGAGUUUCCACAGGCCCGGUUUCUUCAGGUCAGUGUUCUACAACGCCAUCUAUUCCUUUGUACGGAUAUUCGCCACCUGGGGGGGAUCACUCUCGACAAAUCAGUGCGUUUCCUAUUAGCACUCAGGUUUCCUCGAUGGAUUUGAGGAAUGCGAACAUGACAAACGUGGUAACGGCCUGUCCGACGAUUCCAACAGUAUCGAUUCCGCAACCAUCGGUUUAUGGGGGGUUUUCAGUGAACGCAAGUGCACCUAGAUUGAACCAAAAUCCCAUCGUAUCGCAAGCUCCCGUGGGUGGGUAUUAUCCAGCGAGUUCAGCUCUUCCGUCAAGCUUCCCGUGCCCGGUGGGUCCAACGCAGCAACAACUGUUGGCGAGGCAAGUCAUGCCGAGAGAUCUUCCGCCGUUUCGAGGGGAUCCUGAGGAUUGGCCGCUGUUUUUCAGUGCGUACACCAAUUCGACGGCCGCCUGUGGGUAUUCCAAUGUGGAAAAUUUGGCUCGGCUACAACGUGCGCUACAGGGCAAAGCGUUCGAGGCGGUGAAGAGCCGCUUACUCCUUCCGGCGUGUGUCCCUCAUGUCAUGUCCACGUUGUACAUGCUGUACGGUAGACCGGAGCUAAUAAUCCAGACAUUGUUGGACAAAGUUCGUGAGACUCCAGCACCAAGAGCAGACAGGUUGGAAACGUUAAUCACUUUCGGCAUGGCGGUUCAAAACCUGUGCGACCACAUCGAGGCAACUGGGCAAAUGGCACACAUGUGUAACCCAGUUUUACUGCGAGAAUUGGUGGACAAAAUUCCCGCGCAGCUACGUUUGAACUGGGCGCUCUACAAACAGCAGCUAGCAACGGCCGAUCUACGUACGUUUGCUGGGUUCAUGUCCAUGCUAGUGGCAGCCGCCUCGGACGUCACAGUUACUACGGAUUCCAAGCAACCUCGAUCGGGACGAGGAGAGCGUGGCAGAGACAAGAAUUUCCUCAACGCUCACGCGGCCAGUGAACCAACCACAAAGCAACAUUGUCAAGAAGAGGAACCGAGGAAGUCGGAGGUCAAAGAGGUGCUGUGCCUGGCGUGCGACGGUCGUAAUCACAAGGUGAAAGAUUGUGCAACAUUCAAAAGGUGGGAUGUGAACAGCCGCUGGAAGACCAUUCAAGAUCAUUCCCUUUGUCGUACGUGUCUAGGGAAACACGGACGGCGUCCUUGCAAGAUACAAACUGUUUGCGGUGUAGAAGGUUGUCAGCAGCGGCACCAUCAGCUGCUACACUCCAGCGCUCAGAAGCAACGUCCAUCGGGCAAGGAAGGUCAGAACACGACAAAGCAGAGCGAUAAUUCUGGCGGAGGGCUGAAUGCACACCGUGCCACUAAGAAGUCUACACUGUUUCGGAUCGUUCCCGUUAAGCUGUCGUGGAAAGGGAAGUCGGUACAAACUUAUGCGUUUUUGGACGAUGGAUCGGACAUGACUCUGGUCGAACAAUCGAUUGCAGAACGAUUAGGCAUUGAUGACGGCGAACCAAUUCCCCUUUGCCUAACUUGGACAAGCAACGUGACUCGACAGGAACCGAAGUCCCAACGUAUUCGUCUGGAGAUAUCCGGAGAAGGCAAGAACGAACUAUUUUCGCUGCAUGAUGCAAGAACGGUGUCUAGCCUCAAUCUUCCGAAACAAACGCUGAACUAUGGAGAUUUGGCCCGGAAAUACACGUACCUUCGGGGUCUCCCGGUCACCAGCUAUGAGGCAGCCGUGCCUGGCAUCUUGAUCGGUUCAAACAACGCCAGCUUGACUGCAACGCUGAGUUUGCGCGAGGGUCAACUAGGCGACCCCCUUGCCAGCAAGACUCGGCUCGGCUGGUCGGUCUAUGGUUACACUGCUGAAGGAGAGAAGGCAACCAACUUCACGCUGCACGUGUGCGAGUGCCGACAAGAAUACCAGGUGGAUCAAGAUCUCCACAAUCUCGUCCAGCAGCAUUUCUCUAUCGAAAGCGUCGGUGUUUCGGCCGACAAGGGGCCAGAAUCAGAGGAGCACAAGCGUGCUCGACGGAUUCUAGAGGAGACAACAAAACGCGUUUCAAAUAGGUUUGAGACUGGUCUUUUGUGGCGUUAUGACCAUGUGGAGUUUCCGAACAGUUUUCCCAUGGCAAUGAGGCGUCUGGAAUGUUUCGAGCGAAGGAUGAAGAAGGACCCGGAGUUGCAGUUAAGUGUACAGCGACAGAUCGGCGAGUAUUUGGAGAACAACUAUAUCCAUGAAGUGACGCAGCAGGAAAGUAGAUCUACUGACCCUCGCAAGGUGUGGUAUUUGCCUUUAGGCGCCGUGAGAAAUCCGAAGAAGCCGGGCAAAAUAAGAUUUCGCGAACGGCCGGUAGCUGUUUGCGGGGAUCUAAAGCAAAUGUUCCACCAGUUCCGAAUUCGCCAAGAAGAUGUACACAGCCAACGGUUCCUCUACAGGGAACAUCCAACGAAACCUGUCAAGACCUUUGUGAUGGAUGUCGGUACGUUUGGGGCUACUUGCUCUCCCUGUCAGGCCCAAUACAUUAAAAAUCUUAAUGCGAAAGAACACGAAGGAGAAUUCCCGGAGGCAGCAAAAGCGAUCGAAGAGAAGCACUAUGUCGACGAUUACCUCGACAGCUUCGACACAGAAGAGGAAGCGGUCAAGGUCGCACUUGAAGUGAAGGAAGUACACGCUCGUGGAGGUUUCUGUAUCCGGAAUUGGCACUCUAACUCGGACACCCUCUUGAAACGGGUCGGGGAACCCAAGGGAGUACAGCCGAAAGUCAUCAGCAUCGAUUCGGAAAGAAGAUGUGAUUGCGUUUGCCAACAACCAGGAGCUGGACUCAAACAAGCAAAUAAGAACCCGAAGAGGCAUAUCGAAAAGAGUAGUCCAGUCUACAAGCUGUCGCCGUUCUUGGACGAGAAUGGCGUGAUGCGAGUGGACAGUCGUAUAGGUGCAGUUCCAUACGUCACGUACGACUUCAAGUUUCCGGUGAUUCUACCACGCCACCACCAUCUCACCGAGUUGAUCAUCGACUGGUAUCACCGCCGGUACCUACACGCCAAUCACGCGACAGUACUCAAUGAAGCUCGUCAGCGGUUCCAUAUCUCGAGUCUCCGCACGGUAAUACGGCAGGUUAUUAAGAAGUGCCAGAACUGCAAGAUUACCAAAGCAGUUCCAGUAACUCCUAGAAUGGCUCCCCUUCCGGAGUCACGUUUAGCGGCCAUGGCGCGGCCGUUCUCCUACGUCGGGCUCGACUACUUCGGGCCGAUCCAGGUCCGGAUUGGACGCAGCUGUGUAAAACGCUCUAGUGGAGUCGUCCAACCACCUACUAAGUUGGCCGAGCCAGCAAAGGCCACUCGCACGAACUGGAGCUUGGCCAGACAGCUCGUGGAUCACUUCUGGCGGCGAUGGAUUACCGAAUAUCUUCCGACGAUUGCCAUCAGAAGUAAAUGGUUCAGUGAAGCAGAUAGUCUCAAGGUGAACGAUCUUGUCCUAAUCGUUGAUGAAGGUCUACGCAACGGAUGGAUGAGAGGUCGGGUAACAGCGGCAAUUCCCGGAACUGAUGGGCGAAUUCGUCAAGCCAUGGUCCAGACAGCUGGGGGGUUGUUUCGGCGCCCGGUGACCAAGUUGGCAGUGCUCCAGGUGCAAGACGAUAGUAACGCAGAGGUAACAGAGAGGUCACAGGUGCGUUACGGGUCGGGGGAUGUUGCCGACUCUGGCAGCACGGAAAUUUCGAAUACUGAAUCGACCUUCGAUACCCCCCGAUCGGACUCUAUGCGUACAAAUUGA
Molecule: messenger RNA, 5263 nt
Organism: Aedes albopictus (Asian tiger mosquito)
Lineage: Eukaryota; Metazoa; Arthropoda; Insecta; Diptera; Culicidae
Exons: 5
Coding region: 632-5263 (1543 amino acids)
Source: RefSeq, a predicted model, not a curated record